AUGGCUGGUCACGUGACUUCAUUGAAGGUGGAUAGCUUUAAUCUGCGAAUCAAAUAUCAAGGAUCUGUACUGGGGAAACUGGACGUCUUGGGUGAUCCUGAGACAGUUAAUUUGUCACAGCAAUCCAAUCCUUACCUCCUCCUAGAUCAGGUCAGCCGGAAUAUCACUCUCCAGGUGGAGCUUGACACCGAUAAGGGUACUGGAACUAUAACCCUCCUGGUCAAUUGCCGAAUCAUAAACGAAGUUGACUUGCCUGCGAUACCGCUAACUGUAAGGGUGAUACUGGAGGAUGUCAACGAUAACCCACCAAUUUUUACAAGCUCCAACUACGUCGUCAACAUCACAGAGGACGCGUCCAUUGGUACAACGGUGUUUGAUGGCGCUAUAGCGACAGAUGCUGACCAGAGAGGAGGUGGAAAUGAUCAAAUAUCGUACAGAAUCCUCAAUGGGCCCUACUCCGAUUACUUUGAUAUCGAAUACCCACUUUACCCUGAUAUCAAACUCAAGAAACUUUUCGAUUACGAAUCACUCAACACCAUCACUGUGGAGAUUGAAGCAAAGGAUAAUCCUGUGCGUGGAGCCAGUUUGAGCAGCAGUGCAACACUGACCAUAAACAUCGUUGAUGUAGAUGACCUCAAUCCUACUUUCACUUUCGAUUUCUACAACGGAAAUGUACACGUGAAUGCAACUAGGGGUACCGUAGUUACGAUCUAUCCUCCAAUCAAAGCUCAGGAUCAAGACCAGCUAAAUACACCUGUUAUUUAUUAUCUGCUAGACCCAAAAAAUCGUUUCAUUAUCAACGAAAUCACAGGCCAGAUAACAGUGGAGGCACAAUUGUCGGAGACGACAUACUCAGCUAUACUUAAGGCGGUACAGCGGGACAAUCCUUUGCGAUACGGCGCAGCUUUGGUGCAGAUAGUUGUGUCUGGAUACAAUUCAAGUCUGUCAGAUGGUCCCUCUUUCCCACAAAAUUUGUACGAAACUACCAUAUCGGAGAGCCAACCUUCCGGAACAACUGUCAUGACAGUUCCGGUUAACGUCUGCAAUGCAAUUACAACACUUAGUUACACUAUUAUGGAAAGUAUACUGGAAUUUGCGGUAGACCAGAGGGGAAACAUAUUUCUAGUCAAGGCUCUGGAUUAUGACGGUCCCGACAAGGAAUAUCGAUUUACACUGCAGGUUUCUGAUGGUGUACAUGUGGCGUCUACGUCUAUUCACAUUCGAGUCCAGAAUGUCAAUGACAAUACCCCGGAACUUCGGAAUGAUGAGUACACAGUGGAAACAGAAAGAAUACAGGGCGCGAUAAUCACUGUUAUUAAGGCUUCUGACAAGGAUGGCAACACUCAGCUGUAUUACCAGCUAAAAACAUUCACAUCGUUCUUCUCUAUUAAUUCCGAGGGAGACAUCAGCAUAACAUCAUCCCCGGAGGAUCUGGUGGAAGACAGUUAUUUGUUAGUAGUCAGGGUAUCCGAUGAUGGUGUUCCUCCGCGGUCCACGGUUGCCUUGGUAACGGUGAAUUUUCGGUCUCUUGGUGAAGGUGUUGUGGAGACUCAGGGCAAAAUGGCGGACGGAGGGAAUGACUUACUGGCUAUCAUCAUGGGCGCUAUAGCAGCAGUCCUUUUCGUUAUCAUCAUUAUUCUUAUAGUAUAUAUCAUACGAAGGAGAGUAUCAUACACAGACGAGCAGUUAACGAAAGCGAGAUUGCAGGAUGGCCUUGACCCUAAGGGAUUGACAUACAAACCAGGCGAUCCAUCUCCGGAUCCCGUCGAGUUAGACAUGAAAUUUGACGGUGACCUUGAGGAAACUUCAGAUAUAGACGGAGCAACAACCAUACAAGAGAAUCCGUUAUCAGAUGAUAGAAUGAAUUAUGGAUUUUCCAACCACUCUAACGACGGAAGUGGUGAAAUUCAAUUGGAUACAGCUGUGAUUCCUUAUGGAAAUUCAUUUCAUAAUUACGAAGAGCGUCAUACAUUCCAAAACGGGAUGCUUAAAACAUUUCAUGUUCCUGAGGGAAGCAGUAGUGGGGAAAGUAGUAACAGUGACAGCACUGGUGACAGUAACCGGGGCCUAAUGAAGAUCCGACCCCACAAGUCAUCCUCCUUAUCUAAAGGCAAAACUCUUUCCUGGGGUGACACCAACGAUCGGAGUUCAGAGGAGACCCUUCCAAAGGAAAUGAGAAAGUCCAAAGAAAAACCAGAAAUAACAGUUUAUUUCUGA
Molecule: messenger RNA, 2217 nt
Organism: Ylistrum balloti
Lineage: Eukaryota; Metazoa; Mollusca; Bivalvia; Pectinida; Pectinidae
Product: protocadherin-15-like
Exons: 15
Coding region: 1-2217 (738 amino acids)
Biological process (GO): homophilic cell-cell adhesion
Cellular component (GO): plasma membrane; catenin complex
Molecular function (GO): calcium ion binding; cadherin binding
Source: RefSeq, a predicted model, not a curated record